Messenger RNA from Populus euphratica (Euphrates poplar), 2260 nucleotides. Its product is annotated as tyrosine-protein kinase Src42A-like. Gene Ontology annotation, molecular function: protein serine/threonine kinase activity; ATP binding. Lineage: Eukaryota; Viridiplantae; Streptophyta; Magnoliopsida; Malpighiales; Salicaceae. The record is from RefSeq and is a predicted model, not a curated record. The coding region runs from base 278 to 1951 and encodes 557 amino acids. The transcript is spliced from 16 exons. Gene Ontology annotation, biological process: protein phosphorylation.
AAGUAUAAAAAUUGAAGUGUAAAAACUGGAAAGAAAACCAUACAGUCUCCCUGCUCUGUUCUUCCAGACGUCGAGUAGAGUCUCCGUUUUCUGCUACAGAUUUUUUCAUAGGACGAAACUGUCCUUGGCAUGCCUUCAAAACCCCAAAUCCAUCCAUUUCACUUGUCCUGGUAGAUUCUACCAACAGUCAAAGAUCCUGUCCUCUCCACUCACAAAUAAAAUCUCCCCUCUCCAUGGAACCAGCUUGCUUAUAGCGCCAAAGAAGAAAGAAAAUAGAAUGGAUUUAACGGAAGGAGUUGGAGAGAGCUCUUCACCGCCGAGAAGCUUUGGUAGUGGUAGUAACCACGAUUUGCGAAACGACGUGUAUAAUCGCUUCAUAGAGAUUGGUCAUGAAGAAGCCGUUUCUAAUCCUGAGUUGUUUCGUAAACACAUCGACUCUCACUUCAAUCGCUUGCCUGCUAGUUACGGACUGGAUGUUAACAUGGAUAAAGUGGAAGACGUUUUGUUACAUCAAAAACUACUUGCUAUGGCAAAGGAUCCAGAAAGGCGUCCUGUUUACCAUAUCCGUUUCUUAGAGAAACUUUGCACUAAAACAGAGGGCAAUGGUGAACAACAGUUCAUAACCAUGACUCCUAUCCCAAGGCCAGCGUGUGAUACAGAUGAUGAAGGAGUUGUGCCAUCACAGAAGAGAAUCAAGGAUUGUACGAUUGAAUUUGAGCCUUGCUCUAAGCUCGAGGAUCUGAAUUUGGAUGUUAGAAAAAGUUCCAAGGACAUGGAAGAGAGGUAUCAUUCAGGGGAUGUUUCCAGAAGGCUAGAAGUUUCACAUGUUCCAAUUCAUGAAUUCAUAUUUUCUACUGUAGACAAGCCUAAGCUUCUUAGUCAGCUUUCUGCCUUGCUUUCUGAUAUAGGGCUUAACAUCCGCGAAGCUCAUGUGUUUUCAACUACUGAUGGCUACUCUCUGGAUGUAUUUGUGGUGGAUGGAUGGCCUAGUGAGGAUACAGAUGGCUUGUAUAAGGCUAUGGAAGAAGCAGUUGCUAGAAAUGAGGGUUCAUGGUCUGGUCCUUCACAUCCUCGUUCAUCUAUAGAUAAAGCAUCAGCAGCUGGUGCAAAACUUGGAGAUUGGGAAAUAGAUAGAAGGUUAUUGAAGAUUGGAGAAAGAAUUGCAUCUGGUUCUUGUGGAGAUUUGUACCAUGGAGUUUACUUUGGUCAAGAUGUUGCCAUUAAAAUUUUUAGAUCUGAGCAAUUAAAUGAUACUCAAGAAGAAGAGUUUGCACAAGAAGUGGCAAUUCUAAGGGAAGUCCAGCAUAGAAAUGUUGUUCGUUUUAUUGGUGCAUGCGCAAAAUCUCCGCAUUUGAGUAUAGUAACAGAGUUUAUGCCUCGAGGAAGUCUCUAUGAUUACUUGCAUAAGAACCAUAAUAUAUUGGAGCUCCCUCAAUUGCUGAAGUUUGUGAUUGAUGUUUGCAAAGGAAUGGAUUAUUUGCAUCAAAACAACAUCAUUCAUAGGGAUUUGAAGACAGCAAAUUUGCUCAUGGAUACUCAAAACGUUGUCAAGGUAGCAGAUUUUGGGGUUGCUCGGUUCCAGAAUCAAGGGGGAGUAAUGACAGCAGAGACUGGAACCUACAGAUGGAUGGCACCUGAGAUCAUAAACCAUCUGCCAUAUGAUCAGAAAGCAGAUGUAUUCAGCUUUGCUAUUGUGUUGUGGGAGCUAGUAACUGCAAAGGUUCCAUAUGAUAGCAUGACUCCACUACAAGCUGCCCUGGGAGUGAGACAGGGGCUGCGUCCUGAUCUUCCUCAGAAUGCACAUCCGAAACUAUUAGACUUGAUGCAAAGAUGUUGGGAAACAGUUCCAGACAAGCGGCCAUCCUUUUCUGAGAUAACAGUUGAACUUGAAACACUUCUGCAAGAAAGUCAAACCUGUCAGGAAUCUGCGGAAGCAAAUAACAGGAACUGACUAUUUCCGCACGCAACAUUCUAACAGGCGCGUUUUGACGAUUUGCUCAUUUGUUGUUCCUUCUCCAACAUAGUUGUGGUAAAGAUUAAAAAAAAAAACGUAGCUAUUGAGGUUUUAUUGUACAACCGAGGGAAAAUGAUUUUAGGCUAUCCGUUAGAACACAAAAGAAACUAGGACUAAGGUUUAGUUAUUCUUCUGGGUCCAAUUUUUAUAGAAGGAUUACACCUGAGUUUGUAAAGCAUUUAAGUAGCAAAAUGUGUAUACUUUCCUCCACAUAUCUGUUAGUUCUUAUUAACCAUGCUUGAUAUU